UGAGCACAGGAGUGACCAAAGGUAAAAUUCAGCCUUACUGCGCCUUGCUAGUUGUUCAUUAUGACUUUGUAUACCAAGAUACUCGCGAUUUCCUAAUUGAGCACAAACACUAGGCUAGGCAUAACGGUCAAGUAUCAUUAUAAAAUAGUCGACGCCAAACGAAAUGGCCACACCGUGUCACACCCAUAAUAAAUCACUACAACACAAGACCACGAACUUCCAAAUCUUCAAACUAACAUGCCAGAGAACACUCUAGAGAGCAUAUACAUUUAUAGGCCGAAUGCUGUGGCUCCAGUCGUAUUUGCAGUCGCGUUCUUAAUUGCCGGCCUUGUACACUUCUGGCAAUGCUCUCGUUAUAAGUCAUGGAAAUGGACAAUGUUGCAUCCCCUCUGCUGCAUCAUGUUUGCUGUAGGCUUCGCGCUACGUGAGUAUGGAGCUUUCCAUUAUGAGUUUACCAAGACGAAUCUGAACGUAUAUAUCGCAAGCAUCUGCUUGAUAUACAUGUCGCCACCUCUGCUCGAGCUAGUGAACUACCAUGUUCUUGGACGCAUUCUAUACUACAUUCCCCACCUAUCACCCAUCCACCCCGGCCGUGUGCUCACCACGUUCGGGUUGUUAUCAAGCUUUGUGGAGGCUUUGAACGCAAUUGGAGUGUCAUACAGCGCAAACUCCGCAUUGCCGGAGCGAUACAUAAAUCUCGGCCACGCCUUAAUGGAGGCAUCGUUAAUCGUUCAACUUGUCGUCAUUGCGUUGUUUGCGCUCCUCGCCAGCGUGUUCUUCCAUCGCUGCCAUAAAAAUGGUGUGCUUGUUCAGAAAGUGUACACUCCUUUGAAUGUUCUCUCCAUCAGCAUGGGCUUGAUCCUGGCACGAACAAUUUACCGGACAAUCGAAUACUUUGUUAUAGCGAAUGUCAUUGUUAAUUAUGAAUCUGGUCCCGAAAACAUCAGCCCCCUGCUGAACUACGAAUGGUACUUCUGGGUUUUCGAAUCGACGUUGAUGCUAAUCAACUCGGUGAUGUGGAACGUAUGGCACCCUGGGCGGUACCUGCCUAAGAAUAAAAGAUUACAUCUCAUGAAAGAUGGAGUUACAGAGAUUGAAGGGAUUGAGGACAAGGAUGAGCGGUCGUUCUUGGUCACAUUGAUUGAUCCGUUCGGACUUUGUACAGCUCAGCGACGGAAGAUAGAAGACGGUAGUGUUUGAUUGCAGGUGUGAAUUUGUGAAUCAGGGUGUCUGAGGUUCUAUUAUUAUCAACGGACAUACGGAUAUUCAUGGAAGGUCGGAGAAAAUUUCGUACUGAAACAUAAGACGACUCAUUAUCUUUAGGGGAACAUCCUUUAUAAUAAUCUUACGUCAUUGUCAGCA
Messenger RNA from Truncatella angustata, 1362 nucleotides. RefSeq lists its product as uncharacterized. Bases 238 to 1200 code for a protein of 320 amino acids. The record is from RefSeq and is a predicted model, not a curated record. Gene Ontology annotation, cellular component: membrane. The transcript has 4 exons. NCBI's taxonomy places the organism in Eukaryota, Fungi, Ascomycota, Sordariomycetes, Amphisphaeriales, Sporocadaceae.